CUAGGAGCCGGGGCGAGUCCUGGAGGCUGCGUGAUGGCUGAUGUCCCGGAGGAUUACCACUCGGAUUCGGAAGAAGAGCUUAAGAGACGGCAGUCCCUUCCUUCGGAAGGAGAUGGCGGCCCGCAGCUGCCUGCAGAGGCGGCUGGGCCCCCCGACGAGGCCCCGGGAGCCCCGGGAAGCCUGGGGCUUGAGUUUCCCCAGGUGCUUGAGCUCCCCACGUGGGUGCCUGGCACCCAGGAGCUUGGGGAGGAAGGCGAGCUGCCCCAGGACGUGGAGCUUUCUGUGCAAGGAGCCCGGGAGCCCGAAGAGAGGGAAGAAAUAGCCUUCAAGGACAUGGCGCCUUCAGGGACAGAAGCACAGGAACCCGGAGAGGUGGAAGGCGACAUCUUCAAGGACACAGAGCCUGCAGGGACAGAAACACAUGAAGCUAGAGAGAUGGGAGGCGACAUCUUAACAGAUUCGGAGCCUGCAUGGACAGAAGCACAUGAGACCGGAGAGAUGGGAGGCGACAUCUUAAAAGAUUUGGAGCCUGCAGGGGCAGAAACACAUGAGGCCAGAGGGGUUGGAGGUGACAUGUUCAAGAGCAUGGAGCCUUCUGGGGCAGAAGCUCAGGAGCCCGGGGAGGUGCAAAGCGACAUCUUAAAAGACGUGGAGCCGUCGCCGUCGGGGACAGAGGCUCAUGAACCCAGAGAGAUGGAAGGGGACAUUUUCAAGGCCAUGGAGCCUUCAGGGGCAGAAGCUCAGGAGCCCAGCGAGAUGGAAGGUGAGCUCUUCAGGGACUUGGAGCCUUCUGUGACAGAGACGCACGAGCCCGGAGAGAUGGAAAGAGACCUUUUCACGGACUUGGAGCCUUCUGUGACAGAGACUCACGAGCCCGGAGAGAUGGAAAGAGACCUUUUCACGGACUUGGAGCCUUCAGAGGCAGAAGCUCAGGAGCCCAGAGAGAUGGGAGGUGAGCUCUUCAAAGACCUGGAGCUGCUCCCAGAGGAAGCCGCUAAGCCCACAGAGAUGGAAGAUUUUUCCAAGGACUUGCAACCCUCUAGGGGUGAAGCCCCUGAACUCAGAGAGAAGGAAGAAGACUCUUUCAAAGACUUGGAGUUUUUUGUGACAGAAACCCCUGAGGCCAGAAAAAUAGAAGAAGAGCUUAUCAAGGACUCAGAGCUCACUGUGGAUGACAACCAUGAGGCACCGACAGAGGCCACACCACAUGAUGCAGACGGUGCCCCCAUAGAGACACCCAGGGAAGCAGAGCCACAGGCAGUAGAGGCAACUGAGUCAAAGGCUCUGGAAGCCACCAUCAGUGAGACUGGGCGGGGACCUCUCCAGCAGACCAGAUCAGAAUCCCCAAGACAGUUAGCUGGAGAAGUAGAUCAACAACCACCCCCGAUGGUCACACCAGAAGUUCCCGAAGAAACUCAAAGAAAGCCACCAGAGGAAGAAAAAGGAGAGUUAUCAGAGCAGGUCACACCAGCGUUACCAGAGGAGAGGCCAAGAGAAUCUACUGGAAAGAUAGAUCUAGAGAUUCCAGAGGAAGCUCACAGGAAGUCAACUGAGGAGAACGUUCCAGAGCCACUGGAAGAGAAAAAAACAGAGCUUCCUGAAGAAAAAUGGAGAGAGCCAGCAGAGGAGACACGUCUUGAGCCAUUAGGAAUGACCACUCUAGAAGUCCAACAGGAAACAGAAAGAAAAUUGCCUGAAGAGAAAGUUCUAGCACCACCAGAGGACAUUAACUCUGAAGGUCAGAAAGAAAAGCAGAGCAAAUUAGCUGAGGCAGAGACAAGGCUGCCACCACCACAGACGUUCACAGGAAAGGAGACACGAAGACAGUCAACUGAAGGGAAAGGUCCAGAACCACCGAAACAGCCUAAGGCAGAGGUUCCCAUGAAAGAACGAAGAAACUCAGUUGAGAAAACAAGUCAGUUGCCCCAGCUGGAAAUCAAGCCAGAGGUUCAACAAAAGAUCCAGACAGAGCCAGUUAGGAAAGAAAGAGGCUUGCCAGAUGUUGCCAUCUCAAGGCAAAAGGGAGAAACACACAAACAUUUUGCCCGAGAGGAUGAGCCAAAACCACUCAAACAUCUGGAUUCUGUAGGAGACAAACUAGAGUCCCUCCCCCUUCAAGGGAUAUCAGGAAAAGAAAGAAAGCAAAUUCCAAGAGAUUCUGUGUCGUGGUCUCUCCCAAGAAGUCGAGUAGACUCGGUGAACCUCCUGCAUGAGUCUCAGGGUGAUUUAACAGAGUCUCUAAGUGAUGAGGACGAGGACAAGGAUUUGUCCUCAGAGUCGAAGAAACUUGUACCUGAAGAUAUGGAAAAGAAACCCCCCAAACAGACUGAUUCACACUUUGAGUUUCUUAACUGGAGCCCAGACAAUGUUGCAGAGUGGAUUGGCCAGCUAGGCUUCCCACAAUACAAGGAGUGUUUCACGACAAACUUCAUCAGUGGUCGAAAGCUGAUCCAUAUAAACUGCUCAAACCUCCCUCAGAUAGGCGUAACAGAUUUUAAUGACAUGAAGGUGAUUUCUUGGCACACGCGGGAGCUGCUGGGGGUUGAGGAGCCGCAGUUCAGCCGCAGCAUCAGCCUCCCCCACAGGGACAACGUUGGCUUGUUUUUAGAGCAGAAAAGCCACACUGGGGUCAAGUCUGAUGCCUUGACCCUGUCUGAGUUCAUGGAGGCAGCUGGGUUGGAGGAGGAAGACCCCUGAGGAGACCGGCAGGGAAAAGCCAUCUUGCCCACCCGGGAAAUGAAACUAAACUCCUUGGGGGAAGAAGUGUGGUCUUCUGCGGGUUUUUCUUUUUCCUCUUUUUAGAACUGCUGGCCAGUGGGGGCCAGGUGGUAGCGUACAUAGUGCAAAGACCAAGAACUGGAGCAGGGAUCCUGGUUCCAGC
Erinaceus europaeus (western European hedgehog) is the source of this 2881-nucleotide messenger RNA. It is a transcript of the gene SAMD15, whose product is annotated as sterile alpha motif domain containing 15. Gene Ontology annotation, molecular function: protein binding. The record is from RefSeq and is a predicted model, not a curated record. NCBI's taxonomy places the organism in Eukaryota, Metazoa, Chordata, Mammalia, Eulipotyphla, Erinaceidae. The transcript has 3 exons. The coding region runs from base 34 to 2697 and encodes 887 amino acids.